This is a messenger RNA of Haliaeetus leucocephalus (bald eagle), 1953 nucleotides long. It is a transcript of the gene HUNK, whose product is annotated as hormonally up-regulated Neu-associated kinase. Gene Ontology annotation, molecular function: ATP binding; protein serine/threonine kinase activity. The transcript has 11 exons. Gene Ontology annotation, biological process: intracellular signal transduction; protein phosphorylation. Gene Ontology annotation, cellular component: cytoplasm. Lineage: Eukaryota; Metazoa; Chordata; Aves; Accipitriformes; Accipitridae. The record is from RefSeq and is a predicted model, not a curated record. The coding region runs from base 1 to 1953 and encodes 650 amino acids.
AUGGAGAAGCGGGUGGUGAACGAGGCGGGGAGCGGGACCGGAGCCCGCCGGAGCGGCAGCGAUCGCGUCGCGGGCAGUUUCCUGGCCGCCUGGCUGAGCGCGGCGGCGGCGGCGCCGCGGGAGGGGCUCCGCGACUUCCAGCACACCAAGCGGGUCGGCAACUACCUGAUCGGCAGGAAGCUGGGAGAGGGGUCCUUCGCCAAGGUCCGGGAGGGGCUGCAUGUGCUCACCGGAGAGAAGGUGGCAGUGAAAGUAAUUGACAAGAAAAGAGCCAAAAAGGACACCUAUGUCACUAAGAAUCUGCGACGGGAAGGGCAGAUCCAGCAAAUGAUCCGCCACCCAAAUAUUGCUCAGCUGCUGGAUAUACUGGAAACUGAAAACAGCUACUACCUUGUCAUGGAGCUGUGCCCUGGUGGCAACUUGAUGCACAAGAUCUAUGAGAAAAAAAGACUUGAGGAGCAUGAAGCACGCAAAUACAUCCGGCAGCUUAUCCUGGCAGUUGAACAUCUUCACCGGGCAGGAGUAGUUCACAGAGACUUGAAGAUAGAAAAUCUGUUGCUAGAUGAAGACAACAAUAUCAAGCUUAUCGACUUUGGAUUGAGCAACUGUGCAGGCAUCUUGGGUUAUUCUGAUCCAUUCAGCACCCAGUGUGGGAGCCCAGCAUAUGCAGCCCCUGAACUUCUGGCAAGGAAAAAAUAUGGGCCCAAAAUAGACGUUUGGUCCAUUGGGGUGAACAUGUACGCAAUGUUGACUGGAACAUUACCUUUUACUGUGGAGCCGUUCAGCUUGAGAGCUUUAUACCAGAAAAUGGUGGACAAAGAAAUGAACCCUUUUCCCACCCAGCUCUCUACAGCGGCCAUAAACUUUCUACGAUCUCUACUAGAGCCAGAUCCUGCAAAGAGACCAAACAUCCAGCAGGCACUUGCAAAUCGAUGGCUUAAUGAGAAUUACCCUGGAAGAGCACCACCUAAUGUCACAUAUCCAAACAGGAUUCACCUUGAGGACCUUAGCCAAAGUGUGCUGCUCCAUAUGACCGAGAAGCUCGGCUACAAGAACAGCGAUGUCAUCAACACUGUGCUCUCAAACAGGGCAAGUCACACACUUGCCAUCUACUUUCUACUUAAUAAGAAGCUGGAGCGUUACUUGGCAAGCCUUAGGAAGUCUGAAGGCCAGGACAAUAUUUGCCACAAGAACCAACUAUACCAGAUAGAAAAAUACAAGGCAAAUAAAGACUCCUAUGAGAUACAGAACACCAAGGCUCUGCUGAAGGACCGGAAAGUCACCAAGGCUGGAGGUCCGGAGAAAGACUCCAGCAGUGCGGUAAGCCCCUUCCACGAACCCCUGGCAACCAAGACGGGCUGCGUCACUUCCAGCUCCCUGGAGUACCUCGAAGUCCAGCAGCCGCCCCCCAGAACCCCUCGGCUCCUCAAGAGGCAGGAGUCUCCGCAGCAGGAGCCGGCCCGAAUCGGGGGCCGGGCAAAGGACUCUCCUCUCAUCCUGAAUAUUGUGCACUCCUUCGAGUCGGUUGACAGAGAGGACCAAAUAGACCAGGUUUCCCCCUCUCAUCAGUACAGGAUUUUAGGCUCACCAAUGAAUUUCCCUUACAAAAGCUCAAGUGAAAGGACACUGUCUCCGCUUUUUCAGCCAGGGAGUACGUCCCCCGUCCACCCCACCCAAGUCUCUUUCACAUAUGAAGAAAAAGCGUAUCCGGCAAAGGAAGAAGCAGUGUCCCCUACUCAGCUGGUUUCCAACAACCCCUUGGGUAGCCCCAACUGUGUUAAAAGCAGAGGCAGAUUCCCCAUGAUGGGGAUCGGACAGAUGCUGCGGAAGAGGAACCAGACAAUGCAGUCGGCGAGCGACAAGCCACUGGAAGCGAGGAUGCCUCAGCUGCAGCAGAUGAGCCCCGCACAGAUUUCCUUCAAUGCAGCAGAUGCUGUCAGCGGCCAGUGUUAG